Molecule: messenger RNA, 1263 nt
Organism: Aspergillus glaucus CBS 516.65
Lineage: Eukaryota; Fungi; Ascomycota; Eurotiomycetes; Eurotiales; Aspergillaceae
Exons: 3
Coding region: 1-1263 (420 amino acids)
Biological process (GO): regulation of transcription by RNA polymerase II
Cellular component (GO): chromatin
Molecular function (GO): zinc ion binding; DNA-binding transcription factor activity, RNA polymerase II-specific; RNA polymerase II cis-regulatory region sequence-specific DNA binding
Source: RefSeq, a predicted model, not a curated record
AUGUCAGAUGUAGUAUGUCCGAUACUCGACAAUUAUAACUACCAAGUGCUAAGGAAUUUGUCUACUAGGUCUACAGAUGCUUCUUUUGAGUGUAGCUAUCCAGGAUGCAGCGCAAAGUACCGACGCAAAGAGCACUUGAAACGACAUACAUUGCAACAUAACCAAGAAAGUCAUAUAUCUUGCCCAUAUUGCCAGAGAACAUUGACCAGGGGGGGAGUAUUAUCUGACCUCCUACGGCGACAUAUACGAAUCCACCACCUCCAGAGACAACUCCCUCGUUCAUCUCGAGCGCAGAAGGCAUGUAGCGCUUGUCGGGCUCGAAAAGAACGUUGUGACGGUGAAUUUCCUUGCGGCUCAUGUCAGCAGCGAGGAAUCAACUGUUCGCUCACUGGCAGGGGAACGAGAAGCGAUGGGCAGGAUACCGGCACAGAAGUGCAAGCAACUCAUGCUCUCUCAACAUCCACUGAACCUAGCUCCGCGCUUUCUGGCACGUUUCGGUGGAAUUUCCAUGAAUAUACCAAUACCUACUUCAACGUUUUCCAUCCAGUGUGGCCGUUCCUUCACAGGGCUACACUUGAUCCACUUAAGGAACCGCGUGUGAUCGUCCAAUCCGUUCUCAUGAUUGGACUGUGGAUAGAUGGACGACGGGAUACCGCGAUAGAACUUCAUUGCAGACUGCGUGGUGCGAUAAAUGCUCAGAGGAGCCAAUGGGACGUAUCCAACCCAGAACUCAGCCAGAAUACUAGGACAUCAUGGCCCAUGGUAACGUACCAGGCUAUACUUUUGCAUAUUAUCCUUGCCAUGUUUAUCACAAAAGAAAAGGCAACAUUCGAUUUAGGCUUGCGAUACCAGAUCGAAGCAGAAGAGUACGACCUCCUAGUGUCUCUCGUUCAAAGCUGUCGACAAUUGGGUAUGUUCUUAUAUCCAAACAUGCUAGCACAAUAUGACGAUACUGCGCCAGCCGUUCUCGUCUGGGUGGGCGUGGAGGAGACCAAGCGGUUUGGGUUAGCCCUCUACAAGGUGUGCCGCAUGUGCACUUGCGACUCGGCUGGAAGCAGGAGUCAGCUUCUGUCCCUGGCUGAUUUGUCCUUUGGCAUGCCGGGCAGUGAUGAGUCAUGGAAUGCCCCAGCUGAUGUGGGAACUGAAGAGCUUCAGAGGCUUGCCCUACAGACGAACUACAGGGAGAAUGGGGAGCCUGAGUGGUGGAUAUCUAGGUCUUCCACUGUACUAUAUGAUAAUCUUGUCGAUUUUGACUGGAUAUAG